UUAUGUAUCUGUCAUUCUCUUUCUCCCAACAGUUUCAAUGAAGUGGAGUGUAAAUUACAGGAAUUCAUGAUGAGUUAUUCAAAAUUCGAUCUUACUUUUAAGAUCGGUCAAUAUUUAGACCGGCACCUUGUUUUUCCAUUGCUGGAAUUCUUAGCUGCAAAAGAGACUUAUGACCAGUCAGAGCUUUUGCAAGCAAAAUUGGAAAUCUUGAGCAAAACUAACAUGAUUGAUUAUGUUAUCGACAUUAGAAGAAUGCUCUAUCCAGAUGAAGAUACACCUGAGGAAAUCAAAACAAGGAGAGGAGUGGUCCUAUCCCAACUGCAGGAGCUACAAGAUGCAGUGGAGCCGGUGCUGCGGCUGAUGCAGCGCGACGACGUCAUGAAGACAGUCGAGACCAUGCGUGACCCCAAGACCCUCAUCAACUAUCUCACCACCAACAAGGAGUUUGAUUUUAAAAUUGAGAUGAUAGACAGCAUGUACCAGCUGGCUAAGUACCGCUACGAGUGUGGUAACUAUGUGGAAUCAGCCUCAUACCUGUACUUCUGCCAACUUGUCAUGGCACCCACCGACAAGAACUACCUAUCAGUGCUGUGGGGCAAGUUCGCGAGCGAGAUCCUGGUGCAGAACUGGGACGGCGCGCUGGACGACCUGACGAAGCUGCGCGAGUUCAUCGACAACGGGGCCGCGGGCGCCGCCGCCACGCACAUGCAGGCGCUGCAGCAGCGCACGUGGCUGGUGCACUGGUCCCUGUUUGUGUUCUUCAACCACGUGAAGGGGCGGGACUUGAUCAUUGAGAUGUUCUUGUACAAGCCGCUAUACCUGAACGCCAUCCAGACCAUGUGCCCGCACAUCCUGCGCUACCUGGCGACCGCCGUCAUCAUCAACCGCUCCCGGCGCAAUGCGCUCAAGGACCUCGUCAAAGUCAUUCAACAGGAGGCCUACACUUACAGGGACCCAAUAACGGAGUUCAUCGAGCAUCUGUACGUGAACUUCGACUUUGAGGCGGCGCGGCGCAAGCUGAACCAGUGCCAGGCGGUGCUGCAGACGGACUUCUUCCUCAUCGCGUGUCUCGACGAGUUCGUGGAGAACGCACGGCUCAUGAUCUUCGAGACCUUCUGCCGCAUACACCAGGUCAUCAGCAUCGGAAUGUUAGCUGAAAACCUGAACAUGCAGCCGGACGAAGCCGAGUGCUGGAUCGUGAACCUCAUCCGCAACGCGCGGCUCGACGCGAAGAUCGACUCGAAGCUGGGCCACGUGGUGAUGGGCGCGCAGCCGCUGUCGCCGUACCAGCAGCUCGUGGAGCGCAUCGACUCGCUGGCCGUGCGCUCCGAGGCGCUGACUUCCCUCGUGGAGAGGAAACACAAAGCUCGCAACCAAGAUAUACGUUGGGGAACCCAAGAAUUCUAGUACCCUACAUCUUUUUGUUCACCGGUCGCAAAUUUUGUGAAUAACUCCACAUGUUCCAACUACAAUUUUGUAUUAUUAAAAUAUUAAAUAUACAUAUUUAUCCACAUAA
Plutella xylostella (diamondback moth) is the source of this 1516-nucleotide messenger RNA. It is a transcript of the gene eIF3e, whose product is annotated as eukaryotic translation initiation factor 3 subunit e. Gene Ontology annotation, cellular component: cytoplasm; eukaryotic translation initiation factor 3 complex. The record is from RefSeq and is a predicted model, not a curated record. Gene Ontology annotation, molecular function: translation initiation factor activity. NCBI's taxonomy places the organism in Eukaryota, Metazoa, Arthropoda, Insecta, Lepidoptera, Plutellidae.